Molecule: messenger RNA, 8537 nt
Organism: Bacillus rossius redtenbacheri
Lineage: Eukaryota; Metazoa; Arthropoda; Insecta; Phasmatodea; Bacillidae
Product: centrosomal protein of 120 kDa-like
Exons: 15
Coding region: 252-2996 (914 amino acids)
Biological process (GO): interkinetic nuclear migration; positive regulation of centriole elongation; centrosome cycle
Cellular component (GO): centrosome; centriole
Source: RefSeq, a predicted model, not a curated record
UUGCCUUUCCCGCAACCAAAUAUUUUAAUUUCUAUAAUACUUGGGACCAACUCAAAUUUGUCUAAUUUCUGGCUAAACAUGUAUCUUCCAAGGCCAAAAUCCAAGUAAUGAAGUGAAGUGUCGGUUGCCUUGGCGACAGUUGGAGUAUUUCGUGAACUGUUUUUUUAUAAUAUGAUAUGUGUUUACUCAUUAAUACACUAAUGUUUAAAACUAUAUGUUCGUUGGUUUAAAGUAAAAUUACAAACUACAUAAUGGAUGAUCUUAUUGGUCGAGAUGUUGAAAUUGAUUUGGCUAUUAAAGAAGGCUGUGGCUUCAGCCCGUCCCAGCACCAGCUUGUGGUCGAGGCGUCGCUGGACGGCCACAUCUUGACCACACGCCUGGUCCCCUGUUGCUCCGAGCCGCAGUUCCACGAGGUGCUCACCUGGAUCAUCGACAAGAAAAGACUGCGCAGGUUGCGAACUAGUACGGCCAGCAUCAGAGUCAACUGCUACUCGUUGAUUGGUCCCCACGAGCGAGAAAUCAUUGGGUUUUGUUUGCUGCACCUGAAGAACUCCAAAAUCCAGACUGACUCACAUCCCCAGGUGGCUCACACGUGGCACAGGCUCGCGGGCGGCCAGCCACCGCACCCCCAACUGCUGCUGAGCUACUGUUUCCGAAGUGUUGUGCCACAGCUCAUGCAGACGGUGCAGAGCGCCCCCACGCUGCCCGGGGCGGAGAUGGGAUGUGGAGACCACGCCCCGUUAGUCCCCGAUCUUCACAGCGAACAGGGCAUCGUCCCGAUUGGUUCCGCGUGUUUCGGCACAGACACUUUCCUGCUCACUGUCUCGGUUGACGAGAUAUCAAACUUGCACUUGCUUGUGCCGGAAAACGCAGGACAUCCCCGUGAAGAACCCACUUUUUAUUUCUGCUAUAAAGUUUUCGGGCACACAAUAAAGACAAAGAGCUUUACCGUGGACUCCGCCACUUCUGAUUUUGUCUCUGACUUAAAUAAGUUGAAAAUUUGUUGUUCAUUAUCUGGGUUGAAGUUGUAUUUAGAAAAAGAGUCCAUACCAUUCGCGUUGAUGUCAGGCGAUGAGGAAGUCGGCUCCGCAUCCGUAGAAUUGAAGACCUUCGUUCCGACGGAAGACACGGAUGAGUUCUGCUCCAAAUACACGGGUGGCGGUGACAGAGUCGUCCGGAACGUUCACUGUUUGUUAACGAGCCCGAAGACGCAGCGAGUGCCCGUCGGAGAAGGGAACUCGAAGCCGGGCGUGAAGAUCAGCCUCGCGCUCCAGGCGGAACAGAGGCAGACGCUGCCGGUGGUGGCGUUGGAAGUGGACGGGAACGUGGUGCUCUCUUCGUUGGAGCACCGGAGUGCGGGGCAGAUCGCGGAGGAGGGCGACGAGCUCUCGGCCGACCCCGACAGCGCCUCGUCGCUCUCGUGGCUGUCCGGGGGCGAGCGCGAUGCGGGCGACCAGGGCAGAGCUGCUGGCGAGCUGCCUCGGAGCCCUGGGAGCCCUCGGGGCCACUCGGCCGUCGAGCCCCUCGCGGGGAGGGCGGCCCCCCACCGCUACCACCUGCACAUCAAGCUGGAGUCCGUGCUGUUCCACAAGCCAGUCUCCGACACGAAGGUGUUCUUCAAGUUCGUGCGCCCCGGCGCGGAGUCCCCGGGCGCCCGGCGGGCGGAGGUGCCGCUGAGGGGCGGCUCGUGCCGGCUGGCCGUGCUAGCAGCGCCGGGGGACAUCGGCCGAGCGCUGGUGGCCUCGCAGCCCAGGCUCUUCCUGUGCAGCCGGACCCCGGGCGGGCAGACGCUGGUGCUGGCCUCCGCCGGCCUCGAGGGGGCCUCGCUUCUCUGCGCGGACCAGAGAGGAUGCUGCUUUUCGAAAGUCCUGCGGAACAUUUCGACCCGAGACCAGGUGGCCACAGUGAAGAUAUCCAUGGUGUUGGAAGACACCGGGAUACACUUGGCGGGCGAUACUGCUGAGAGUGGUUUGCCGAGGACGGCUGUGAACGCGACUCUCUUGAAGACGGUGGAAGAACUGCAGGAGUGGAAGGAGAAGCAGCAGGCAAUCUUCACGGCGGAGAUGCGCGAGAAGCAGAGUGCCCAACUGGCGCUGCUGGCGAAGGAGUGGAGCGCGAAGAGGGCCGGGCUCGAGGCCGCCAUGAGGGGCGAGUUGCGCAAGUGCUCCCGGAUGAAGGAGGACCUGGAGCGGUCCCGGGCGGACCUGCGGCUCGGACUGGAGAAGAACUCGGAGCGCGAGAAACAGGUGGUCCUCCUGAAGGAGAAUCUGGAAUCUGAGUGGGCGCGGAAACUAAGAGACUUGGAAGACUUAUCUGCGAGAUUGGAGCCCGAAUUUGACAAGGAGUCCCAGUGGAGGAGGGAGAGGACACAGUUGGAGCAGAGGGUGGCAGACCUGCAGCAGGAACUAGAGGUGUGGAAGGAGAGGGCGCGGCUCAGGGAGGCAGAGCACGAGGAAACGAGGAAGAACAAGGUAAUGGAGGAGUCGGCUUCACACCUUGUCCAGGAGUUGAACACAAUAGAAGAGAAGCUGGAUGCGGCCUUGAAGCUGAAGUCCUUCUACAAGCAGCAGUGGGUGCACGCGGUGAAGGAGGUUCUCCGCCUGAAGACAGAGAACCAGAGCUCUGCUCAGAUUAGCGUCCGCAGAGAGGAGCGAGACCUCCUGGUGGACCUAGGGGCACUGAGAGCUCUACACGAGGCAGAGGCUGGCAAGAGAGAGGACCAGGACGCUCUGACGACCAUCAAGGACCGAGAACUUGGCCGCGGCGGGCAGGAGCAAAGCGACGCCGUCUCCCGGGCUUCCCGCGGUGUGCCGGCUCUCAGCUCCACCGACAAGGGACCAGUGGCGAGCAUGUCGUCGAGGGACGCUGAAGCCCUUCGUGAACUGACUGCCGAGCGAGACGCCCUGCUGCGCACCGGCAGCUACGGACCGGACGACCCCAUCAUCGCCAACAUGAAUGCACAGAUACAAGUCCUACUGGCCAAGCGGAAGAUGUGACUCAUCGAGUACGUAAGGACUACUUGUUUGUUCAUCACAGUAUUGUCAUCUUAUUUAAUUUUGACAUGACGUCGAAUAAAUCGAUAAACGCCGGCUGCACCCACAAAAAAGUGUCCCGUAAUGCACAUUGUCCCGUUACGCUGUGUCCCAUUACGCUCAUUGUACGCUUGCGCCCCAUCUAUCUCUCUUUCACUUGAUUGAAACAACCAUAGAUUUGACUUUUUCGAGGCAUAUUAAACUUGAAACACUCCCAUUUGUUUCCUACUUUUCCUAUCAUAGUCCUAUCCUUAACAGAAUAACACAGAUUGGAAGAAGUUAAAUAGCAAACAUGCAUAAAAGUUAUAGUUAAAAUAAUCUCUUCGUUAAAGUAAUAAACAUAUUUGAAUUAAUGAGUGCAAUUAAAAGUAAAUUUAUCAAUUUUAUUCAUAAAAGUAUGCAAUCAUUUCAUCAAUGUUUUGUUAUGACGUCACGCUAAACUAUUGUCCGUAAACCGACUUUACAGACAACCAAUUUUUUUAUUUGAUACAUAUGCAAAAUGUCUGUGGUAUAGUUUAUUUUUAAUAAGAACUUUCUUGUUUAUUUCUAUUUUUUUGCCAUGUGUCAGUCUGUAAUGAGAAAUUAUUAAACCAAUUCUGUGUAGAAAUUGUAGUUUCUAAAUUUCUGAUGGAAAAAUCAGCUGUUGGGUUGAUGAAUUUUUAGUUUGUAAUGUGCAAAACCUGAUACACAACUUAACUUAUUCCUCUUUUUAGGAGCAGUUAAAAAAAAGUAAACAUUAUUUUUAAUAGUUACCGUAACUUGGAGUUACUUUAUUGCUUAGGAGUUAAACAUUGCUCCAUUUAAAGAAAAAGUUGUGUUGGUACAUACCUAUGCACAUAAUUAGCUUUAGUUCGACUGGAAUUUUUUUUUUGAUAUUACGUAUACUGGAGGUUGGCAGAAAUGAGAAAUUUAAUUUUCCAUUCACCACAAUUACACGAUUAGUUGGCAACUAGACUUAUGUUCAUAUGUGUAAAAAAAUUCAUGAUACAAAUCAGUGUUCAUCGCACUGAAUGUUAGUGCAUUUGGAGGUAAGUUGGCUUUCUUUUCGUAGUGCAUUAUGUGUGCUUUUAGAGUAAUAUUUUAGUUUUACAUUUCAGAGCAUUGUAUUAUUGUCACGAAAUAUUCAACUUUUUAGGUUGUAUUUUUUUUUCCUGAUUUUGGGGAGACAUUGCACUACAACAAAAGUGGAGCAAAUUAUCACCACGAUAAAGGUUUGUACAUACGAAGGAGUUUUGGUUGUCACUGAAUGGUACAAGUAUAUUCCUUCUUUCAGGUUGGUUGAAAUAUGACAAAAAAUAUAAAAGAAUUGAGAGAAAUAGAAGAUAUUGUGACUACAGCUCAGAAAAGUUAGAAGAAUGUCUUGAAGCUAUUAGAAACAAAGUCUUGCACAAAGAAAAGAAUGCACAAGUAUUUGUUAAAAUAUAAAUUUUUAAUGAUACACCAUACAAGCAAGGACAUCACAGUCUCUUGACAGUCACCAUUCUGGUACUGAAACAUAACUGUUGUAUUGCAGUAAGCACUAACUAUUUUCAAAAAUUACUUCCAAGAGUUUGUAGAUGAGAGUGCUAGCUGAGAGGUGUCACCUUGGCACUGACAGGCUGGCGCUGGAACGACGGUCUAGUCACUGACGAAGCCCCUGAUUGGCCACGUUGCGCUUCUCUGCGCAGUCCUGGCCGGCCUUCUCGGUGGGUCCCAUCUCGUGAACAGACUUUGUCUCUCUGUGGAAAAAAGUUUGACGCUUCAAACGUACAAAACAGGGCAUAACUGAAUUUCCAAAUAUGUAAUCAUUUGUAAAAUAAGACAGCAGUAGCAGAAAUAUUUAGACGUCAAACUUAAAUGUUUCCAAACAAACUUUUGCUUAGUUUAGCCAUUCAAUAUGCAUCUCAAUAUGAGACUAAUUAUUUUAUUUUUAUUCCAAAUAUCAAGUUAUCUUAAAAACUUUCAAAGAAUUUAAUUGCAGUUGCUUAAAUUUGCAUGGCUUGUAGGAUUUGGCUGCCUCAAGCUAGAAGAAAUAGUCUCCAAAGAUUCGGUUGACGCUGCAGUCUUCAUCUUCAGGGUAGCAGCAAGAGUAAUCUGGUUUUAGUCAUUUAAAAAUUUUUGGUCAAUAGUGUGGCCUGUGGGAGUAUGUGUCUGUUAUUAUUUUUACAUGGACUGCAAUGACCACAAUGUCCUAAUGAUCCCAGGCAGUACCACGGUGUGUGGAACCAUGAUGCACCUGAGAUUCCUGGUUAGAUAAUGCCUCUGGUAGGCAGUGAACACACACAUACCCUAAUCCUGAACAUUCUUACAGCCUGAAAGAUCCCCAACAUGAUCAGGAAUCAAACCCAUGACUUCCAAACUAAUAGUGGCGUCCUAAGUACUGAACCAAAUGGCCAGUUUCCAUUACAGUUUAACUCCUUAAUCUGGGAAGGGCAUCUGUUCCGAGCAAAACUGCAGUCAUGUGCUGAUAACUUACCAUGAUAAUUCCUCUGUUUUAUUUAGUUCAUUUAUUUAAUUUUACUAUAAUUUAUGAUAAAGUAUAAUUUUCAUGACUUAUGAAUGUGUCUGGAAAAAUGUAGUUUACCAAUGAAAAAAAUAACCAUAUGAAUAAUAAAAAAUUUACAUUACACCUUACAUGGUAUCAUGAAACUGUUACUUGGAAGGGACGUGUAAUGGGUAAUGAGUAAUGAUUUUUUUUGUUUAUAUUCUCCUGGGUUAAAAUAAUGCAAGUGCUGAUUAAGUAACAGAAAUUCAGAAAUCUAUAUAAAACUCUGAAGAAAAUUACCUAUCACUUCUCGACAAAAAAUUCAUGCAGAGAUUGUUUUCUCGGGAAUAACCAGAAAUACUCAGAGAAUAUAAGCAGAAGUCUCGCCAGGAAUGACCAGAUGUUCAUGCUGUACUCAAAUGAUGAUGUUACUCACCGAAGGUUCAUCAGUUGGUUUCUCUCAUUCUUGGUGAUGUUAAUGUGGAGGGCCUGGCGGUUCUGCGUCUUCACGUGCAGGAUCUCCUUCACGGCCCGGCACCACUGCUCCUUGUAGAAGGACUUGAGCUUGCUGGCCGCGUCCAGCUUCCCCUCGGCCAGUUUCUGGUCCAGUCACAGUCAACACCAAACAUCACAGUGUUUCCUUCUGGUCCAGUCACAGGCAUGAUUCAAGCGUAUUUCAAUGGAUCCCGUUGGUUUCUGUUGUAUACAGUGGCACACCCGGGGGGGGGGGGGGUUUAAACCCCCUCCGAAAAUGUGAAGAAAAAAUCUAGAAUGGAAAAAAAAAACAUUCCCAGUCCCAGCAAAAUAGGUACGAUGGUCUAUGGGCAGCGCUCAAUCUACCAAACUUUGUGAGAUGUUUUCACGUCAGUGUUUACAUUAUGGUGUUAGUAUUACAUCUGUAGUCUGCUACCGUGAAUUACUUUAAUUUUUUUACAAAUUAGGUUGUGUUAUAUAAAAUCUAAGAAUUGUUUGUGCGCUACGUUUAUCUCAAUUUUUGCAUAAUUUUGGACUGAAUUUUUUGCAGUUUUAACUAGAAAUUAUAUGUGUGAAUUUUAUACCCUUUGUUUUUACUCGUAGAGUGAAAUUAAUUUGUGUGUGUGAAUGCAUUAAAAAGCAAACCAUCAUUGUCAGUGAUUUAAGUUGCACAGAAUGUGGACUUUAAUGCAUGCUAUGAUUCUGAUGGUAUUAAAAUAAUACUCAUUUUGAGCGGACGAGACCCUGGGUUUGAUAAAGGUAUCUUUGUUUGAUUCUUGUCUAACACAAAAUUUAGUACCGUACUAAAAAUUAUUCUUUUUUUUUACCAGCAGUAUAUUCAAUAAUUAGAUACAAAAACUUCUUAAAUAACACCAAUUUUCACCUAGAAAUCCAAAUUUUCCCGGGAGAGGACCCCCGGACCCCCCUCAUUAUUUUUGAAAUCGGUGUUCCUUCAUAAAAAAAAACCAACUUCAACCCCCUCCCCCCAAAUAAAUAUUCCUGGGUGCGCCUCUGGUUGUAAAUACACUACAGUAAAACCUUUUUGUUGCGACCACCUCUCUAUUACAACCCGAUUUUGAGGAACUGUGGAAAAAAUUGCCGAAAAUCCGAAGAAAAUUGGACAGAAAAUAAGUUUCUUGUGGUGAUUAGCAUGUUACUGCGUUUCUCUUGCCGAGUGCUGUACUACCGUAGGCAGCGCAUAUCUAAAAAUAGAUACCACUUCCUGUCGACCGCUGUCAGCGCUUGACAACCCCCAUUCCACGUCCCUUUGCCGGCAGGGUGCAGAUAAAGGUUUGUGUGGCAACGUGUUUACGUUUAGCUUUUUGCGAGUGUCUAGUGUGGUACGCAGUUAAGGAAAAGCUACCUGCUGGAUUUCUCUUGAUUUUGAUUACUAUCGGUUGACGAUACACAGCGACCGACUGGAUGCACGCCCGCCUCGACUUGUUUUAACUGCCGCAGCGAUGUUUAUUUUGACAGCUCAAGCAAUUAUCUUUUCCCGUGGGUUAUAAAAAAGGUCGCUUCACCCAGCAUAAAAAAAAAAGGCUACGCCACUUAUUCCCCAAGCAGAAAACACACUGGCUGCCGUCUGUCUCCCCGCAUUUAUCUUUCUUCUAACAUUCCACGUCUCGCCUCUCGCGCGAGCAAUAACGAAGCGACCACGCAUCGGGCUGUUUUAUGCUUUGUUUGGUGAGAGCAGCUUCAUUUUAUUCGGUAUAUUUCUUUUCAUAGGACCCUUGCUAUUAAAAUACAUUUAUAUUUAAGUUUGAAAGCUUGUAAAUUCCUUGCCAGAGAUGACUGAACUCGAACUUAGUGUGAAAAGUGACAUAUUUUGACGCCUCCCUCACUGCUUUAGUACCCCAUUCAUAAUAGCCCAAUUUUAUGGGAGAAGGGAGGGUGAAAUGAGCAUUUUCUCACUGAAGGUUUUUCAAAGGAAGUUGGGGUGUUAUAAGGGAGGACAAUACAUGGUUUGUGUGUCUGGGAGGGAUGAGCUAGCCUUGAAGAAUGUGAUAGAGGGGAGGGAGGGGUGAGCUUAUGCGUCAUGAAGCCGCUGCCGCCAGCCAGCCGGGCGAGCUUCGUGUGCGCCCACUCGCGUUGCAGAACCUACAGCUGCCAUAUUUUUAAAGGAAAUGUCCCAUUACUAUUUUUUUUGUUAUCUUACAUGAACAUUAUUGGAAGUAUUAAAGCCGGCACAAAAAUACGCUGUGUGUUAAAAUUAACAGAUUUUAAUGAUCUUUCAUUUCGUUAUUUUUAAUUUUUUUCUUCCGAUUUUAUUAUUUUGGUCAAAAUGUCCAAUUUUUUGACUGUUCCUGAGAAUGUAUUCGUUAAAUCACUGCUUCGUUAAAUCCGGGGUUCGUGACAUCGGGGUUAUAGUGUAUUUAACUACGGCAAGCAGAAUACGUACAUGUAAACUAACCAGUAAAAAUAAACUGUCUUUUGACAUAUUUUCGUUAGAGGUGGCCUGUAGGGCGAAGGACUUGUCAUGAAGGUCGAAGUGGGUUUAAAGCAAAGCCGUCUAGCAUUGUGAGUGACAGCAUCCUGCCAUUGUACGGCUGGUUUCUUAGAGAGUA